AUGACCGAUAUCUCCCAUCUGAAGAGUACUCAGCAGGAGCCCAUAUCGCAACUGGCUCCAUUCGCUGCACUGAUCAUCUCCAUCAUCCUCGUCAUCCUUUUCCUGAUCCGCUUCUACAUCCUAGAAGGGUUUCUGAUUCCAUGGCUAUAUGGCAAAACCUACACUGAGAUGAAUGAAACCAACCGCCGUGGUUUCAUCAACCAUCACAUCGCUGGCGCUACAAAACUCGUCAUCUUGCUCGUCGCAGUUUACCCUUUCAUUCGUGCCAUCACGACUGGUCCGACGGUCUUCCAUUUACCGUACAUCCCUGGCAGGCCCGCCACAUUGGAUGCUAAUCGGCAUGUACGUCUUCGAACUCUUGUACCGCGUCAAACUCUCCCCGUGGCGGUCCUGCAUCAUGUUGGGACGAUUAUGAUCGGUCAAUCGGCCAUUGCAAUCAGCUUGAAGCUUGCACGGGAGCCUGAUGCAAAUAUCGAAUUCAUUCUGUGUCUUGUAUGGGGAGCCUUUGAUCUCAUUUCCGAAUUCUUCCCGCAUAUCGCCAUCAUCCUGUACCGUGUGUACCCCCAUCGACACUAUUUCCUUGCGCGUGUUUUCCUUCUAUCCUGCAUCACGACGGCGACCGGUACACUCUGUGAAACGAUCGUGACCAUGUGGCUCUUCGGCAGUUUGUGGAGUCGUUGGGAAAUUGCUUUCAAAGUGGCCACUCCGUUGCUUCAUAUUGCUUUUUCAGCUGCCCAGAUCCAUGGUAGUCUUGUCUUCUGGCGAAUGUAUAAAAGACAAUUGCGGUUCGUCAAAGAGGAAAAAGACCUCGAAAUGGGCAAGGAUGAAGAUUGUCUGCAAUUGGCGAAUACGGAGAGUCUCUCAUCCGCUGAACAUGUUUCCCACACAUAUUAA
Penicillium maclennaniae is the source of this 894-nucleotide messenger RNA. RefSeq lists its product as uncharacterized. The transcript has 3 exons. Lineage: Eukaryota; Fungi; Ascomycota; Eurotiomycetes; Eurotiales; Aspergillaceae. The coding region runs from base 1 to 894 and encodes 297 amino acids. The record is from RefSeq and is a predicted model, not a curated record.